Molecule: messenger RNA, 908 nt
Organism: Amborella trichopoda
Lineage: Eukaryota; Viridiplantae; Streptophyta; Magnoliopsida; Amborellales; Amborellaceae
Source: RefSeq, a predicted model, not a curated record
ACAGGAAAAAGGGCAUUCUUGAAGAGACAGAGGGAGCAAAUUAAGGGAGAUUUUUGGUAUAAAAUACCCCUUCCAAUCAAAGUCCCUUCCCCCUUUCCCUCUCCCUCUCCCCCUCUCUCUCUCUCUCUCAUUGGUGCAGUGCCCUCUGCCCUCUGCUACUGAAACUGGUCAGAAUUACCUGGAACAGGGGAAACUUGUAGAUUUUUCCUCAGAAUCUGGAUUUGAUGUCUUAUUUAUGAGAUGGGUUUCCAAUCUGGAGUGCUCUAAUGGAGUAAGUACUAUUUUUUUUGGGGUAGAGAGAGAGAAGUAGGAGUUGUAGGGGGAGUACCAGCUUCCUUCUGGUGCACUCUACACUCCGAAUUCGAAGACUAGAGAGAAAAAAAUCCCCGGUUCAAGGCAAUCCAUGGAGGUUGAGUCUGUGAAGUGUGAGUGCUGUGGCCUGAAGGAGGAUUGCACCCAAGAUUACAUAACCCAAGUGAGAGAAAAAUUCAAUGGAAAAUGGCUUUGUGGCCUAUGUGCUGAAGCAGUAAGGGACGAGACCACUCGGUCUAAGAAGCCUACAGUCGAUGAAGCCAUUAAAGCUCACAUGACCUUUUGUCGAAAAUUCAGAGGAAACCCAGCUGUUAAAGUGGCUGAUGGUAUGAGACAAAUGUUGAGAAGAAGGUCGGGAGAUUCGUCGAAGAGCCUUCUCCGAUCGGCUAGCGCUUCUUGAAUUUUGCGUAAAAAGUUAAAUUUUAGUCUUUGAUUUUCUCCCUUUAGAAUAAACUAAGGUUGCCUUGACUGUUUUUCCAAUGCUUUUCACUUCAACUUUCAUCAACAAAAGUGUACAGAGGAAGUAAUUUCUAAGGAUAAGCGGCUCCUUUCGUCCAUUGGCAUCUUGAAUUCGACUGAGACCUCAAUUUUUGCGA